Molecule: messenger RNA, 1408 nt
Organism: Paramuricea clavata
Lineage: Eukaryota; Metazoa; Cnidaria; Anthozoa; Malacalcyonacea; Plexauridae
Source: the annotation of a GenBank genome assembly
AUGAGUAAACUAAAAUGUGUUAUAAACUACAAACAUCUUGGUGAUAAUAAUAUCCAAAAAAACAGUAUCCAAAGAAUAUCACAACGAUUUCUGCAUGUGAAUCGAUAAAACGUGCUGCUCUGCUUCAAGAUGAUACAGAACUCAUUUUGCUUGUCGCCAACGAAGACCUUAUUGCAAGAGAAUUCAAAAUGCAUGAAAAAUGUUAUAGAGAUUAUACAUGUAUUCAUAUUGAAAAUGGUUCAUCCUGUGAAAGAGAACUGCAACAGACCACGAGGAGGCUGUUACUAAAAUUUCGUAUUUGAUUCAGCAUGCUGCAAGGAACAGUGAUGACCGACCAACAACAUGUGUGGUACGAUCAAGUUCUGGUGAUAUCGACAUUCCCAUCAUUUUACUUGGAAUUCAACCAAUCAGGAAUUUGGAAAUCUACAUCAACAAUGGAUCUGGCAAGACGAGAAAGUCGCUUCACUUUAAUUCAUGUAGUCUUACAAGUUUGGAAAAGACAGCAUUGGUUGGGAAUGAUUAUGUAUCAAGUUUCUUAUGCAGAGGGAAGCCCUUGUGUUGGAAACAAGCAAGCGCAAAUCCAAUAUUUUUAGACAUUUUCAGCCAGUUGGGGACAGAGACUCAUGUGUCUGAGGAAUUGUUUGGCGUCAUUGAGAAGUACGUGUGUUUUCUUUAUGAACAAAAGAAAAUUGAGAAAGUGAACUAGUCAAGGUGAAAAAUGGAGAAAAAUGUGUCAAGAGCAUAAAGUUGUUGACAUUUCUCUGUUACCGCCAUGUAGCGAUAGUAGAGAGUUUAAGAUCUACGACACGGCCGGCUUAACAACACGGUCUGAAUUUCAGCUAAAAAAUGAACGCUAAGCAAUUUUAUUACUGUAAUAAAUAUUUGACGAUUUUCAAAUAACAUUACAAACUGCUAAGUUUGACUAAAGCGAUGCAAUGUUUGCUGUAAUUUUGACUUUAAGUAUCACCUUUUGGGUUGCAAUAAGCUUCGCGUUGCUUGAAAGACGUGAUAAUGCUUAGUUUAACAUUCUGCUGAGCAUGACAAAGCCGUUGACAAUACCCCUUGGACCACAAAUUAUUCACAGCUUUUAUCUCGCAUGACAGAGUUCUUUUUUUUGCAAGCGCGUCGUGGAGUCGGCUGCAUCGUAGAUCUUAAACUCUCUAGUAGUCUAUGAAAGCACGCUGCAAGGGCAAAUUAUGUGGCUAGAAUUUGGAGAAGGGCAUGUUACCCAGUCAUGGCAAUGGCAGACCCACACUUCCAUGGUUGGCUCCCCAGUUUAGCAACCGAUUGGAUAGAGGAAGCUUAUCCUGAGGACGUUAGUGAGCUGCUUGUUGAGCGUGACGCGGAGAGUGAAGGAGAGUGUGAAGAAGAAGACAAUGCUUACUGCUCCAGUUCGGAUGAUGAAUAA